AAGGAGAGGUGUGUGAGCAGAUCGUUGAACCGCGGAGCAAACUUUUGGAGUUAUGGUGCGUGUUUGUGCCUAUCCUGGCUGCGGGACGCAGAUGCAAUGGUUCAAUCCUGUGAGUUUCCACAGGCUGCCUUUUCACGACUCACAAAUUUUGAAACAAUGGCUGCUGAUUUUAAAAAUUGAUAUGAACACGCCGGUCGACACAUUGAAGCAGAGAGACUUACGAGUUUGCAGUGCACAUUUUGACCCGGAUGACUUGACCCAGGAAAGACGAUUUGGUGACCUAAAACAACGAAUGCGCUUGAGGAGAAAUGCAAUUCCAAAAGCAGCUCAAUCUGUUGGCGGUCUAGAGGACUCAGAAUUGACUGCAAUCUCACAGUCCACCCUGAAGAAGACCCCACAUAAAGACGGUGUGAAACGGAAUGGUCUGCCCGCUACUCUGAUACUGUCCCUGUCAGGUUCAGAACCGACAACAUUAUCCAGGACAUACCUUGCACGGCCUCCAACAUGGCAGCUGUUAGAGGAUUCAAAAAUGUCAGAAAUGUGUAUCAUCCAAGGUUGCAAUAGAACUGAAGAACUCCUGAGUUUCCCUAAAGACCCAUCAACUCUGCAGCAGUGGAUGGUUCUCCUUGAUGGCAGACUGAAGCAUCCAGUGAAUUCUUCGAGCACAGUGUGCAGCGUCCACUUCACUCCUGACUGCUUCACGAACUGGCAGCAGAAACAGUCCUGUGUGGCUGCCAGCUUAACGCUCAAGGCUGAUGCUCUGCCAUCACUCUUUAUGGAUGUCAACAAUGAGUCCCUGGAGAAACACAGCAUCGAACCUCAGUGUGAUCUCCAGCAAGAAAUGGUGACCGUAGGAACUGGUUCAUCUGAGAGUAUGCCUCUCCAUGCACAAAGCAAAGCCACUCAGACUCCUGCAGUGACACACAUCUCCCUUGGCGAGGGUUUAGACUUCCUGGUGCAACCUGCUAGGAUGUUAACGGUACAGGGAAGUCACUGCUCGGUUCACACUACAGUUUGGACAUCACAAUGCGAACCCAACAGCAACGCUGCCAUCAUACAAGGCAGGAACGGCCUGAUGUCGGAUGUCGUUGUGAAGAUUGCUAGCCUGCUACAGCUGUUCCGGAAGUGCCUCAAAUGCUGCAGUGAUGCCUGCAGCGUCACUACGGAACGCAAGGGGUCCAUUCUCUACGUGGUGCAGCAGUGCUGGAGCUGUGGAAAUAGCAGGGAGUGGACAAGCCAGCAGCCCCUUAACCCAGCAGGCCGUCCAAAGGCAGAAGAGGAGCCUGUAGUGACUUCCUCUGAAGACAUGGCUAUAGACAUGGGGGAGGAGAUUACCUUCAAUAUAGAUGAGGAAGAGGAGGAAAUACAGGAGGAAGAGAGGAUGGAGGAAGAAGAGACCGAUGAAAGUUAUGAGUUGACGGAACAAGAGGUAGAGGAGGAGGAUAUGUCAGAAGAAGAAGAGGAGAAACCGAAGCCAACCAAGAGGAAAAGGAAGGACAGCGAUGAUGAGUGGGCUCCUGAUACUGAAAAAGUCACGGAAGCAUCGGAUGAAGAGUUUGAGGAGGAGGAGGAGGAUGAAGAGGAGGAGCUUAUCCAAGUUGCGUGGUGCUGUGACUGUGGGGAAGAGACCAGUUCCCGCUGCCUCAAGCAGAAACACCCUCAGCUCUACUGCUGUAUUAAGUGCAAUCAGGAGCUGCUCUGCACAGGCGACCAACAAACCCAACGCACAAUCAGCCCAGAGGCCCCUUCUGCUGCAGACCAAGAGAGCUCUUGUGAUGUUAGCCAAGCAGCUGAGCGCGCAUGCAUCCCAGACGCCAACAGCAAUAACAAACAAACUGCUUCCAGGGAUCGUUUUGAGGAUUCAAACAGCAUUAGUAGUAAAGAGGUCAUCACUUCUGCCAGCCAGCAUGCCAUCACCAGUGGCAUCCAGGAGGCCACCAGCGAUGGAGUUAAUGAGUUAGGCAGCAGCUGUAGCGUUAGAGACCAGGGUUCUGUGGGCAGCAGUGACCACGGAGGCACCAGAAAUGAAACGAGAUGGCACCGUCCAAAGUACGCCAUCUACUUCAGUGAUCUAGACAGCCUGCAGAGCCAUGUGGAGCAAUUUCAUGGUUAUCAACGUAAACGUGAGCUUUGUCCAGACUGUGGCAAAUUCAUCAAUACACAUGAAGGCCGGAAACCGCAUGUCUGUGAUCACAAGGUGAAGCUGUUCGUGUGUCUGACUUGUGGAAAGCGCUGCAUCAAUGAGGCAGGCCUCCGUAGACACAGUCGUGUGCACACUGAAGACUAUGUGCUUUCCUGUCAAUACUGCUACAAGAAGUUCAGGUUCCUGAAAGACAAGCAGGAGCACGAGGAGACCCACCAGGGGGAGAGGCUGAAGUACCGCUGCUCCGAGUGCCCCAAACGGUUUGAGGAUUGCUCUAGUCGAAGCUCUCACAGGAGGACCCACUGGGAACAUGGCAGGUUUUUCUGCAAUGUUUGUGACAAGGGCUUCCGCGAUCCCCAUCACCUCAAGAGACACGAGGUGGUACAUACAGGACUAAAGGCCUACAGCUGUGAGGUCUGUGAUAUGUCCUUCAACCAGUUAGGACAUCUUAAGUCCCACAUGCGCCUCCACACAGGGGAGAGACCCUUCAAGUGCCAGGACUGUGGGCAGUGCUUCAACCACAACGUCAGCCUCAAGAACCACAUCCAGCACAAACAUAAGCCAUCCGAGGUGAUGACAGUGAUUGACCAGGAAGAACAGGUGCAGUCGGACUGAACGGGGAAACUCAAAUGAUUAAACUUGGGUCAUUAUCCCUUUGUAA
Molecule: messenger RNA, 2804 nt
Organism: Alosa alosa (allis shad)
Lineage: Eukaryota; Metazoa; Chordata; Actinopteri; Clupeiformes; Clupeidae
Product: zinc finger protein 629-like
Exons: 8
Coding region: 53-2758 (901 amino acids)
Source: RefSeq, a predicted model, not a curated record